Molecule: messenger RNA, 2883 nt
Organism: Xylona heveae TC161
Lineage: Eukaryota; Fungi; Ascomycota; Xylonomycetes; Xylonales; Xylonaceae
Product: para-aminobenzoate synthase
Exons: 5
Biological process (GO): L-tryptophan biosynthetic process
Source: RefSeq, a predicted model, not a curated record
UUGAAAAUCUGCCCGCCGCCCAUUUACUCUUGCAUCCUAAGACUCAUACUUACGUUUCCCUCAUCAUUUAUUAAUCUCUCAUUCUUUCUCCUUGCUCGAAGGCAUCCUCGCAUCGCUUUCUCUUUUCUCAUGGAGUACUGAUUGCAUUUCCCUCUACGUGCUCUCCACACUCAUCCUCCGCGACUCACUUCUCGCUCAACGCGCGACAACAAAUAUCCUAGCGCGCAACGUACAAGCAUAUAAAAUUGCCUAGGACUGAGACAAUACUGUUUAUGGUCGAAACUUGGUCUCAUAUAUACAGAUACCACAAAUCACCGCAACGAGAAACUCCUGUCGGCAACAGAGCUAAUUGAUAUCGAGUUACGUUCCACUGCGGCUUUUGUGAAUCCAUUCGACGACAUUUGAGAUACCCCUGCCGAACCCGAUUUUCUCCCGGCCACUUGGUCCUAGCCCCCCACCAUCAUGCAGAUGGACCCCGCAAGUCGAGAACAACCCCGGCGCAUCCUCUUCGUCGACGCCUACGACUCUUUUACAAACAACAUUGUCUCUUUGCUCGAGACAAAGCUUCCUGCCAAGGUCACCGUUGUCCAUCUCGAUGCGCAUAUACCUGACCUUGGCAAUUUCCUCGAGCCGUUCGAUGCAGUUGUCGUAGGACCAGGUCCCGGAAAUCCCACACUCCCAGAAGAUAUUGGCUUCAUCAGCCAGAUAUGGUCCCUACCGGAGGCCCAAGUACGGCCAACUUUUGGAAUAUGCCUUGGUUUCCAGAGUCUGUCAUUGGCUUCUGGCGCGACUGUGGGCCGCUUGACCCAGCCUCGGCAUGGCAUCGUCACAGAAAUUCUACACAAGGGGCAGUCGAUCUUCAAUGGAGUUGGCGGGAUUGAGGCGACGCAGUAUCACUCGCUGCACGUCGAUAUUGGCCAUCCCAUUCAAACACGCCGGGCCGUUUCCUGGCCGAGUGAAUUGUGGCUGCCUACGAAAGAAUGUCCUUUGUUGAAACCGUUGGCAUGGGAUUGCGGUGAUCUCGUCAACGGCGCUGUACUGAUGGGCGUACAGCAUCUUGAGAGGCCGUUUUGGGGAGUGCAGUUUCAUCCAGAAUCCGCAUGUACAAAUGCGGAAUGCAUCAAGGUCAUUGAGAACUGGUGGGCCGAAGCAUGUCGGUGGAAUGAUGAGCGCAGAGGCCUGCUAGAGCGGUGCCAAAAGUCAAGCUUGUUUCCAUUGCUGGAAGAUUGGUCGUGGGAUAACCUACAUGGAAAGCACGACUUGCAGUGGAGCAGAAUUCGCGCAGGCUCAUUGACGGUGCCGGAUAUCUGUGAAGCGAUGAAGGUUCAAGAAGGAGAUGCGAUUAUCCUAGACUCGGCCGUGACUCGGGAAGGCGUGGGUCGAUAUAGCAUCAUCGGGUUCAUCAUGCCAAACCGCACAAUCCGAGUGACUUACAACGUUGAAUCGCAUAAGGUCUUCAUCGGCAAUGAAUGGCUAGAGGUCCUGAACGAGGAUCUGAGAAAAUAUGGUAGUGACAUUUGGCAGUACCUCGCACACUUUAUGGAAAAGCACAAAGUUGAAGGAGGCGAUCCCGAGUCGCCUUUCUGGGGAGGCUUGAUGGGCUUCAUCUCCUACGAAGCCGGGCUCGAAACGAUUGGCGUCAGCCAACCGCAUGGAGCAGCACGAGCACGGGCUCCUCGGCCGGAUCUGAGCUUUGCUUUUGUCGAGAGGAGCAUUGUUAUUGAUCACCAAGCAGGGCAGGUCUAUGUGCAAUCGCUUAUUCCACACGACACCACAUGGAUCGAGAUGACGCAAAAGGAGGUGCAGACUUCUGCCAUUGGAUCCAAUAUUCGGAAAAUCAAGAAUGACAAGAAACGAGUCGCCGAGUACCUGAGGCACGCAAAGGUCGUUGAAGGCCCGAGGGAGGAGGAUUACCGCCAGAGAGUUCGCCAGUGUCAGGAGUCCAUCAGGGCCGGUGAUUCUUACGAGCUCUGCUUAACGGGACAGACUACAAUCUCCAUGCCUCGCGUGGAUCCGGACAAUAUGCCAUGGACUCUGUACAAGAAUCUCCGCAAGCGCAAUCCUGCACCAUUUGCCGCGUACAUUCGCCUCGGCUCAGCGACAGUGCUCAGCAGCAGUCCCGAGCGAUUCUUGUGCUGGGAUCGUACCGGCACAUGCCAACUGCGGCCGAUCAAGGGUACAGUCAAGAAAACCAAGGACAUGACGAAAAUCUUGGCCACGGACAUUCUCAACACGCCAAAGGAACGAGCGGAGAACUUGAUGAUUCUGGAUCUUAUUCGACACGAUUUACACGGAGUUGUGGGGUCAGGCAAUGUCCACGUCCAGAAGUUAAUGGGUAUCGAAGAAUACAAGACGGUGUUCCAGCUUGUGUCGGUCAUUGAGGGCCGGUUACCUCAAGGCGACGAGCCAGCUGCGGAGAAGAAAGACGGCGAAGAAAACAAAAGAGAUGCGUCCCUUCCUACUGGCCUCGACGUGCUCGCAGCGUCUCUGCCGCCGGGGUCCAUGACUGGUGCGCCGAAGCGCCGCUCAUGCCAGAUUCUCAAGGAACUCGAAAACAAUGCCCCGCGAGGAAUCUACUCUGGCGUGAUAGGAUACUUGGAUGUAGGUGGAGCCGGUGAUUUUUCUGUCGUCAUUCGCACUGCAUACAAGUGGGACGACGAGAGCUACGAGCUUGAGACGCCCAUUGAGCUCGAGACUCCUGCUCCCACUCCUGCUCCACUCUCGCGGUCCCUCUCCUCCUCCACCAGCCGAGCAGGCGGCAGCGGCACCGCCAAUGGCAACGUAUGGCACAUUGGUGCCGGGGGCGCUAUUACGGGACUCAGCGACGACAAGGCCGAGUGGGAAGAAAUGCGCACAAAGCUCGACAGCGCCCUGAGCUCGUUU